AUAUACUUAAUUUUAUGCAUUUGCAAAACAUGAGCACGUCAGCCAGGGUCGUGAACAACCUGCCUGGAGGUCUUCCAAUUGCACAGGUACCGUUACAUACCAAUCCGGAAACGGUAGCAUUGGAUUAUGUCCAACGCCUGCAAUCUCUCAAGGCGUCGGAUUUUACUGAAGAUGCACUUUGGAGAGAUACCUUUGCAUUCACGGGAACUGUAAGGACGUUCCAUACUCCAGCCGAUAUUAAAACGUCCUGGAACGACGUUACCGAAACCCAUAAGCCCAGCGAUUUUGCAUUAAUACCUGGAUCAGCCCGUGUUGUGCAAAUUGGCGUUCGGUCAUCUUGGGUUGAAGCGAGGUUCGUCUUCAAGACAAACGGCAUACCUCGACAGAACGGCUCUGGAUUCGUGUCUUUAAUACCAGCCGAUGGCGAAUGGAAAAUUUGGCUCCUAAGAACUAUUCUAGAAGGAAUCGAUGGUCUUCCUGAUGUCGACGUUUUGAAUCCGACAGCUCAUCUAGUGCCCAAUGGACACCAGAAUGGCAUCGUGGAGCCAACAAACUACGACUGCGUGGUCGUUGGGGCCGGGCAGGCAGGUCUCGCAGCUGCAGGUCGUCUGAAGGCGCUAGGCGUGCAAUAUCUUCUCAUUGACAAGAAUGCUGCUAUUGGUGAUAAUUGGCUGUUGAGAUAUGAGUCUGCAAAAUUACAUACCGUUAGAAACUAUGCUCAUCUACCAUUUGAGCGCACAUUCACUCCGGAUUGGAAAGAAUUUCUGCCCAAACGAGAUGUCGCCAAAGGCUUUGAAAUUUGGUUUAAUAGAUAUGGAAUUAAUGCUUGGUUCUCUACGAAUCUUGAAUCCGGAAAAUGGGACGAGGACAAGAAGGAGUGGGCUAUCCGUGUUAUCCGGGAAGGCAAAGAAGUUAUUCUCACCACUAAACACCUUGUUCUUGCCGUUGGCGGAGGUGGUCAGAUUCCACGAAUGCCCACGUUCCCUGAUCGAGAGAAAUUCAAAGGUGUGGUUCUCCAUUCAGUUGAUUAUACGGACGCGAAAGGAUGGAGAGGAAAGAAAGGUGUCGUCGUCGGUGCGGCAAAUACAGCACACGAUGUUGCGGAGGACAUGCAAGCUGCAGGCAUGGAUACUACAAUGGUUCAACGUCAAGCAACAUAUGUUGUCCCCACCGACUACUAUUUGAAGGUCACUGGAGCCGUCUUCAAUGACCAAAUUCCAAUAGAAAUAGCCGAUAGAAUACAAUUCAGCAACCCCAUCGCUAUCGGACGACAAAUAGUCGCAUAUCAUUUGCAUAAAAUGAUUCGUGCAGACCCAGAACGUUUUGAUUCUCUCGAGCGGGCAGGUUUCCUGCUAGAUAGAUUUGGUGACAUUACAUACCAUGUCAGCGAGCGUGGUGGUGGUCACUAUAUGGAUGUUGGUGGAUCAGGAAAAAUCUCCAAGGGGCUGAUUAAAAUGAAGUCGGAUGCCCUUAUCACCGCUUACACCGAAAAUGGGCUUCUUUUGUCGGAUGGCUCCGAGCUCAAGGCCGAUGUGAUUGUGUUCACAACCGGAUUCGUUGGAACGCUUCGUGAUGAGGUUGCAAAAUAUCUAGGUCAGCAAAUAGCGGACCAGGUGGACGAAUACUGGGGGCUGGACACGGAAGGAGAGAUUCGUGGAGCUUAUAAACCUAUUGGCCAUCCUGGAUUGUGGUACACUGGUGGCACACUUGGUCAUUCUAGGUUCUUCUCUCGUUUCUUGGGUUUACAAAUUAGGGCUGCGCUUGAUGGCACUCCCUUGCCAGUCUAUGAAAAGCUUCCGGGAAGACCAAACAUGAAGGCACGCCCACUGGGCGAAAUAACUGAAUUUUUGGCGGGUGCUGAAGCUAAUUAG
Messenger RNA from Coccidioides posadasii C735 delta SOWgp, 1871 nucleotides. RefSeq lists its product as uncharacterized. Gene Ontology annotation, molecular function: flavin adenine dinucleotide binding; monooxygenase activity. NCBI's taxonomy places the organism in Eukaryota, Fungi, Ascomycota, Eurotiomycetes, Onygenales, Onygenaceae. The record is from RefSeq and is a predicted model, not a curated record.